Phyllostomus discolor (pale spear-nosed bat) is the source of this 11142-nucleotide messenger RNA. It is a transcript of the gene KCNJ12, whose product is annotated as potassium inwardly rectifying channel subfamily J member 12. Gene Ontology annotation, biological process: potassium ion import across plasma membrane; regulation of monoatomic ion transmembrane transport. NCBI's taxonomy places the organism in Eukaryota, Metazoa, Chordata, Mammalia, Chiroptera, Phyllostomidae. Gene Ontology annotation, cellular component: plasma membrane. The record is from RefSeq and is a predicted model, not a curated record. Gene Ontology annotation, molecular function: inward rectifier potassium channel activity. The coding region runs from base 954 to 2240 and encodes 428 amino acids. The transcript has 2 exons.
ACAUGAGUGUGUAUGCCACAGUGCAUUUACAACUAUCAUGUGUGUCAGGGCAUGAAUUUUAUAUGUGUAGAUGAACUUGUCUACUGGCAGUGUUGCAGGUGCAUGUGCAAGGUCCCCUUGCCUGUGUGUGCACACUCCCUAUGCACCUGCUUGUGCUUGUGUCCCUGGAGGACAUGACUCUGUGUGUGCACGCGCGCCAGUGCCCGCGCGCGCGCGCGCCCCAGUGGGCAAGUGGCUGGUGGUGUGUGUGUGGGGCGCAUUCCGGGGCUGCAGAGGCGCUUAGCUAGGCCAGGACCCGGGUGGGUGGGGGCAGCGGCUGCACGUGGCGGGCGAGCUCUUGUUUGAGAGUUAGAGGAGUUGCAGAGCUGGAUUCUGGUAGCGGCAGGGCACCGAGCUGGGUGGGCGCAGAGCCUCAGCCUCCCACCGCUUCCUCAUUCUCCAUCCCUCUCUUGCCGCCUUCCAUUGGCCUCGCCGCGGCCACAGCCUCCCUGGGAACUGCAGUGAGGGUCGAGGGGCUGGUGAGGCUGCAGCCCGCCGGGAGGCGCAGGGUGCGGGAGUGUGGGGAGCGCGCCCGGCCUGCCAGAGAUCAGAUAACAGUCAGCGGGGGAGGGGUGCAUCGCCCGCGCUCACAGCCCACGGAGCGAAGGACUACAGAGCGCUGCCUGGAGCCAGCGCCGGGUGCCCUGGGGCAUUGUCCAGGGGCGUGACCCCAACUCAUGGCUAGACCGAAGCUAUUGGAGGUUGGAACUGAUGCGCCCCUCGGCAUGGAGCGCCCCCGGGUGCUGCCCUAAGGCGGCGAUGCAGCCUGUGCGGCGACGGCGGCGUCCGGGGCCAGGAACGGCAGCUCAGAGCUCGGAAGACGCGGAGUGUGCCGCGCCCCGGGCACUGACCGAGGAGCCUUCCCACCUGGAGCCGGCCUGGGGGCGAGGAGCCAGGGCUGCCCUAUCCCCGGGAUGACUGCAGCCAGCCGAGCCAACCCCUACAGCAUUGUGUCAUCAGAGGAGGACGGGCUGCACCUGGUCACCAUGUCGGGUGCCAAUGGCUUUGGUAACGGCAAGGUUCACACGCGGCGCAGGGGUAGAAACCGCUUUGUUAAGAAGAAUGGCCAGUGCAACAUUGAGUUUGCCAACAUGGAUGAGAAGUCACAGCGCUACCUGGCUGACAUGUUUACCACCUGUGUGGACAUCCGCUGGCGCUACAUGCUGCUCAUCUUCUCAUUGGCCUUUCUUGCCUCCUGGCUGUUGUUUGGCAUCAUCUUCUGGGUCAUUGCUGUGGCUCAUGGUGACCUGGAGCCAGCUGAAGACCGUGGCCGUACGCCCUGCGUGUUGCAGGUACAUGGCUUCAUGGCAGCCUUCCUCUUCUCCAUUGAAACUCAGACCACCAUUGGCUAUGGGCUGCGCUGUGUGACAGAGGAGUGCCCAGUGGCUGUUUUCAUGGUGGUGGCACAGUCCAUCGUGGGCUGCAUCAUCGACUCCUUCAUGAUUGGUGCCAUCAUGGCCAAGAUGGCCCGGCCCAAGAAGCGGGCGCAGACACUGCUGUUCAGCCACAAUGCUGUUGUGGCGCUGCGCGACGGCAAGCUUUGCCUCAUGUGGCGUGUGGGCAAUCUGCGUAAGAGCCACAUCGUGGAGGCCCAUGUGAGGGCUCAGCUCAUCAAGCCGAGGGUCACAGAGGAGGGUGAGUACAUCCCGCUGGACCAGAUUGACAUCGAUGUGGGCUUUGACAAGGGCCUUGACCGCAUCUUCCUGGUGUCGCCCAUCACCAUCCUGCAUGAGAUUGACGAGGCCAGCCCACUGUUUGGCAUCAGCCGGCAGGAUCUGGAGAGAGACGACUUCGAGAUCGUGGUCAUUCUGGAGGGGAUGGUAGAGGCCACGGCCAUGACUACACAAGCUCGAAGCUCUUACCUGGCCAAUGAGAUCUUAUGGGGUCACCGCUUUGAGCCUGUCCUCUUCGAGGAGAAGAACCAGUACAAGAUUGACUAUGCACAUUUCCACAAGACCUAUGAAGUACCCUCCACUCCCCACUGUAGCGCCAAGGACCUGGUGGAGAACAAGUUCCUGCUGCCCAGUGCCAAUUCCUUUUGCUAUGAGAAUGAGCUGGCCUUCAUGAGCCGUGAUGAGGAGGAUGAAGCUGAUAAAGACCUAGACAGCAGCAGUCCUCAAGCUAGGCACAACUUUGACAGACCCCAGGCUGGUGGCAGUGCCCUUGAGCAGCGGCCCUACAGGAGGGAGUCAGAGAUCUGAACUCCUGUUGGCCAAGGUGCAGCAUCCGCCCAAGCCAGGGAGAGGCCUGCAUCCCCUGAGGGCCCAGAGUUUUGGCUGAACGGGCCAGACACUCUGGUUGCAGACUCAGUAGUGUUUCAGAUGUUUUAUGUUUCUCCACAAUGGCCUUGGAAGGUUGGCGGGAGAGUGGGUGGUUGGAGCGGGCAGUCCCCAGCCUCAGAUGCCCAAGCAGGCUCAGGGGCAAGGGGUGACCUCCUGGGGGCUAGACCUUCUGCCUGAGGAAGGGGCUGCAGUCUGCCCAGAAAUAGCUCUGCAGCUGGCCACCCAGCCUUUGGGUGAGGCUGGCAGGCUGUAGGGCAACCUGCUGGUUUUUAACUUGGGGAGAAGCGAUGGGUUUUGGCUUUCUCAGUCUUAGCUUGGGAAAGACUGUUUACAAAAAAAAUUAACAUGUGAUUAAUUUUGUUUUAAUUCACGAGGGUACAAAAAAGGGACAAUUAGAAUUCCAUUUGUUUGCCAGGAUAUAAGCAGCUAGGUGGAGGCUCUUGACACUUCCCCAAGGCUGGAUGGACCUCUGUCUCCUCUGUGAAGGCCAGGCCCUGGCGGGUGGUGGGCCUAUGGAAAGCACAGCAACACCAUGGUUUUUUAUGCAUGUGGGUAGAUUAGAUUCCAUUUGUGAUAGAAAAACCAAGACCAUGCUCAUUAUCAUAAUACAAGCUUUCCAGUGUCAUAGAGGAGGAGGAAAGGGGCAAGGAAAAACUAGUUUGAGCUUCUUAAGUUUGACUUUGCCCAUUAGAGGUGCUUCUCAGGGUUGGAUAGGAGACCUGUCUGCCAUGGAGGGUUUCCUCUCCCUCAGUUCACUGUAUUCUCCUGGUUUACUUUUCUCUUUUUCUGGCCAGUGGCCUCCACCCCUUCCAUGGAUAGGGCCAUUGGGAAAUACAGGAAUGGAUGGCUCCAUGGGAUGGAAGCCUGGUUCCUGGACUGAUAGGAACUGGAUCAGCCCCAUUUUGUAAGGGGCCCUAGCAUGACUUGUGCCUUAGAGAUACCGAGUGGUCUGGCUUCAGUUUUUGUUUUCAUAGGACUGUCCCCACUACCCUGACUCUACUGUGAAGUCCCUGCCAGCCUCUCUGUCUGAAGAGGCUGGGCUGACCAGUGCUCCCUCUGAACCUGGGGCAGCAUGGGUGAGCCCAGGUGAGUGGCAGCCAGCCUGUACCUGGCCUGAAUGGCAGAGGAACAGUCUUAGGGAAGAUGCAGAAUUGUUGGCUGAGGUGACUAGGAGUAGUACACACAUCCAGGAACUCUAGUCAAGAAGAGGUUUGGGGCUGAUGACUCUGCUGGCCCAGAAGCAGGCCCCUGGAUGAGAACUUGCCCAGUGGGGACUUGUUUCUGUCAAAUAAGACAGCUGGUGAGGCCUGGACCCUGGGAUAGAGCUGGGACCCUUUCCAGGACAGCUAAGAGUGCUGUCCUUCUAAAUGACCAGGCCCAUGAGGAAGUUAGUACUGGUUUGCCUGUCCAGGCUGUUUCAACCAUGCCCUCAGGAUAGCUCACAACCUGAGGCACCAGAGACACUGGCCCAAGUUGGGGAAACUGAGGCAGAGUGCAAGGUCAUGCAAACAAGGAGAAGGUCUCCAGUGACAGGGAGAGGUUAGGGUCUGGGUGGCGUCUCCUGAAUCUUCCCUCCUCCUCUGACCCUUACUACAGCUGGAGACCUGACCUGAGGUCAGGGGCUGUGGAAGGCCUGGGCAUGGACUAUCAGCUCCCCACCAGAGAUACCCCGACAGCCCCUACACUGAGGUAGGCCUGACUCCCAACACCCUGUCCUAGCCUCAGACCUCACCCUGACUUCUGGCCAAGAAGAUUCACUCUGAGGCACUGGAGGCAGCUCUUUCAGGAUCUGCUGGAGGAGCCUUUGUUCUGAGCCCAGCUGACUUACUCAGCCUUAGCCCUGGGGUGAGGUUGGAGCUGAUGUUGGAGCACUUACCUACUGAUCCUGUCCCAGAUUGUCAGGCUGAGCCAGGGUGGAAUAAGGUGACUCAUUAGUUGGGCAGCAUUAGGGGCUGGUGCUCUGAUCUGCCCAGCGGCCAGAGAUCCUUCCAGGGCCGGGUGGACCAGCCUUCCACUCCAGAGUAUACUCACUCCAGAAAUCACUCACUUCCACUCAUCGGGAGUAUCACUCACUGGAACUUCUAGGCUCUGGUGAUUUCAGGUGGCCUGAUGUACCUUUUCUCAGGUCUGUCCCUUCCCAGGCCAUGCCAGACAGUCUAGUCCCCAGAUCCUGUAGGAGAGAAGCUCCAAGCUGCCUUUAUCUCUCGCCAAAGGCAGAUGCUGUGUUUUCACUUUUCUGCCUUUUCCCCCCUCUUCUGUAUGUAUGUAUGUAUGUAUGUAUUUAUUUAUUGCUUGUGCUAAAGAUCAAAAUAGUCUCCCUUUUUAAUGCACUUGAAACUGGAGGGUGGUUGGGAGGAGGGGCUGUUGUGUGUGCAGAGUGAGGAUCACAUGGCUCCUGGGGAGUGUGCGUGGGGGUGUGUGUCCAUGUGUGGUGUGUGGAGAAUGGGAAUGCUCAUACACAUGUGCAUGCAUGUGGUAUGUGGUGUGUGUGCAUGCGUAUGUAUGUCGGGUAUAGUCUGUGAGGAGCAGGUAUGUAUUCCAAAGUGCCCCAGCCCUCACCUUCCCAGGCAGCAAGAUUUCCAAGAAUUUUCUCAAUAGUCUGAACCAGGAGGUCUGAGGUUGGAACAGGCUAUGGAUGUGGCCUCUGGCACGCUCUGCCCUGGGGCACUGAGCUGCUUAUGCCAGAAAGGGCAGAGGUGUGUGUGUGACUGUGAGAGUGCAAGCAUAAAGUGUGUGUGUUCAAGUGAAACAUACAGCUGUUGCUUUGCCUGUAAGUACAUGAACAUGUGGAUUCAUUGUACAUGGGACUGUUGUACAGAUGUGUGACAGUGACAGUCUCUGUGUGAAUCUGGGAUGAUGACACAGAUCUGUGAUAUGUAUGUUUGUCUGCACACACAUAGCUUGUGCAUAUUUACCUGUAGGUGUGUGUGUGUGUGUUUUCUUUCUCUUUUUUUUUUAUUGUUCAAGUACAGUGGUCUCCAUUCCCGCCCCCUCCCCAUGUGUGUGUGUGUUUUAUAUGUGGACAUUGGUUUAAAUGUUCACCAGGAAGUCAGGCUGGGCACACACAACUUGGGAUGGACGCUGGCCAUGGGUAUCAGUGUGGUGGACCUCGGCAGUCCCACUGGCACUCUGCACUGGUUGUGUCCAUGGGGAGUGUGAGGGGUGUGUAUGCCUGGACAUGAGGUGACAUUGGCACAUGUAUGUGAGUCCUUGACACCUAUCAGUGAGCAGUUAUGUGUAAGAGGCAUGUGUGUGUCUGUCCAUAUGAAUGUGUAUGUGCAUGUGGCACAUCUGUGUGGCAUUUGCGCCAGGCUGUGAACAGGACAGUGUGUAUGUAUGUGAGUGUAUGCAGGUUCUGGGAGCUGUGUGUGUGAGUGUCAGGGUCAUGUGUCCAUGCGUGUGCCCUUGCAUUGCUGUGACUCCCAGUCCCUGCCUACUCGAGGGUCCCAGUGGGGGUUGGGAGACUUGGUGGAAAGGAGUCCCCUACACAGGGGUGUCUGCCCUGUGUGAGAGCACAGAAUAUCAAAUAUAUUUUAAAUGGUGAAUUUUCAUGUUAUUUUCAGUACAGAGCAGUAUCUGAAGACAUAGGCCACGAGAUUAGACCACAUUAAAUGCAUUUUGAUCUUCUUGAGUGCUACCAUGUGGAGAUGUGUGUUUCAAAGGCCUUGCCUGGCUCCAACACACACUGGCAGUUCUUGGGCUUCUUCAGCCCCUGUGUUCAGCAGUGAUGGGGCUCCCCAGGGGCCUUCAAGGGUUGGGGUCAGGGGGAAUAUGGAAGCAGCUUGGAGACAGAGGACAGAACACAGCCUACACACAGACCUUGGCAUGUUCUUCCAGCCAGCAUGCACACCCUUACUCCCCGGUGACCAAACACCUCUUUCCCAUGGGCUUAGGCUGCACAUGUCACACCUCCCAGCUAUGUGACCUUGCCCACUGCCCUGUCUUUUCUGGGUCUGUGUCUCCCACCUGUCCUUCCUUCUGCAAAGAUGUGAUGAGCACCUCUAUGUGCAGGAGACCAGAGGCUCACUCUGGGACCUACAGGACUGGGGAAGGUCCCCUCAAGACUGCAGCCCUGGUGCUCACUGCUGUGACAGGAGAGGUUGGGCCAGGCAGGGGGCUGGAGGACCCCUACAUCAGCCUGGCAGAAGAUGCAGAGCAAACAGGCACUGCUGGCAGUCGGACCAGCACAGGCAGGGAAAAGACAUCUGUGUAAGGCCUAUUUUGGGGGGUAAAGAAAAUUUCUUCUGCACCAAGGGCUCAGUCUCUAGCAUUCCAGUGGCCUUCUGGCAGAGGCCAACAGGGAGAGAAUUCUUUCCUUUACCGAAACUAUUUUCACUACUAGAGAGAUGUGCAUCAGUGAAGGACCUGGGGAUUGUUCCCUUGCAUUGUACCUGGGGUCCCUACCUCAGAACCCACAUGGGUCCAUUGAGGCACAGCAUUGAGGCUGUUUUGGCAGGUAGAGAGCUUAGACAAAAAGAGCAAAUAAUGACCUGGCACCCAGUUCCCUCCUUCCUGACUCUGUCAGCUGCAGCCCCUCCCUGAGCCUCAGUUUCUCCACAUGUAAUCUGACACAAGGAUGACAUUCUCUGAGGACUCAGAGUGCUGUACCAGGCUGUCCAGGCCCAGGUGUUUAGAGAGCCCUUCCUUCCCUGGGUCAAUGCCAAGGUCAGUGCUGAGGCCCAGGACUGCACUUCCUCCUUGAUAAGGCUUCGUGCAGCGGCUGAGCUAGAGCUCAGAGACUACAGCCUUAGGCCAGGGAAGGGCUCCAGACCAGGUCCUGGAGCAAUGCAGUGGUACAGGUUGUACACUGUACAACCCCAGGGAUGCCAUUUACAACCUAUACAAUCAGGCACAGCAGUGGUAACCUCUGAGACUUCUUGCCUUUUUUCCCUCACUUCCUCAGGGCUCCAGAGAGGAGUUGCCCAUGGGCUUUCUGGGAAGGGAUCCACAGCGUGCCUGGAAUAUGCAGCAUGAGAUUACAGGAAUAGGAGGCACAGAUAGGGGCCACUUCUGCAGAUGCUUUUUCGUGAAACCACUGACUGGCUAAAAAAAUGAAAGGGUGACUCAGCCUCAUACCAACAUACACACAAUCAUGCACAUAAGCACACGUACACACACCAGAAAUGCACACAGACACAUACAACUGUGUGGAAUAUUAUGUAGCCAGAAAAAGAAUAGUUCCCUGAUGCAUGCAACAAUGUGGAUGAAUCUUAUAGACAUUAUGUUGAAUGAAGGGAUCCAGACAUAAGAGGAUUCAAGUCUAUUCAUAUGAAGUCCUAGAUCAGACAGUCUGUGGUGACAGAAAUCAGGACAGUGGUUGCCUGUGGGGAGCAGGUGAGCCAGUUACUGGAUGUCAAGCAAUAGAACUCUCCUGUUAGAGCAGGUGGCUGAAUUUGGGCUCAGAGGACAGGCAGUGCCUGGAUUGGGAGGGAGGGCCUGAUGAGGGGAGGUCCUUAUCCACGUGUCCUGUCCAGUAGAGAGUGGGUUUUACAGCUGAAGUUUGGAGGUGAGUGACUUUCUGGAGGUUGCAAUGUCCUGCCCUUUUAGCUGGCCACCACUGAGAUUCAUCGCCGAGGAAGAACCAACUAGGGGCAGGUAUAGAGAGGCAAGGAUGCUGGGCUGCCUGGAAAGCAGGGGUGAGUUGGGGGGCAACUGUAGUAUGGUGGGACCUGACUGAGGUGGUUGACAGACAUGGGGCAUGUGACAGACAUCAAGACCCUUGCUGUUCAAAGACACCGAUGAAGUUGCUGGCCACAGGUUCUGGCCCUCCCAAGAAUCCCUUAGCACAACAGUUACUGACACCCCCAUAUUAGCCCCUUGGAAUUAGGCCCCAUGUGCGCUGCCCCCUGGGAAGAAUAGCAGGGCCCAGCCUCUUGGGCUAGAUGGGCAGGUGGUAAAGGUGGACUAAUGAGCUCUGUUAACCAGCCUUGUGUGUGGUGGGGAGAGUAACUGGGGGGUGUCAAUGAGCCCAGAUCUUCCAAGGGAUGAGCCCCUGGGUCCCAGCCCAGAGACUAGUGACCUGAGUGACCAUGAGGCCCCAGUCCACACAGUUCUGACCAUAAAGGGUGGGCUAUGCUGGGCUCAUUUCUUGAACAUUCUGCUGAAUAUCAGAGGUGGAGUGUUUUUCUGUCCACCCAGCCAGGUGGCCCCUAUGGAGUACUGGUAAAGUCCAGGUGGCUGUGACUUCUACCCAGCAACCACUCAGAGUCAGGGACAGUGAAGCAUGGCUUUUAUUAAUUUAGUGGCUGGGCUCUUCCUCUGCGCCUGACUCAGAAGUGAUAAAUGCUACAGACACUACAAACGAAGUGAGUAAGAGAGAACAAGGGUAGUUAGAGGGAAGUGACCUUCACACUGUCCCUGAAAGGGCGCAGGGAGUGAGAGUGGGCUCUGUAGAACAACUCUUUGGGUGUGAACCUGGCUUCACCUUUGCCUAAUUCUGUGUUCUGGCCCAGAGAGCUAAUUUCUUUGUGCCUGUUUUCUUUCCUGUAAAAUGGGGCUGGUGAUCAUAAAGCAGUGUGUGGGGGAUGAAUGAGUAAGACACAGGACAACAGAUGGAAGGUAUAUAAGUAUGAGCUCUUUUCUCUCAUCACCGUUAUUUGGGGAUAAGCACCCAAACUUGGGGCAGCCUUGGGCUGGUGCUCUUGGGCUUGGGCUUGGGGGCAGGGCAGGGUGGCUGGACCACUUAGAGCCAGGGACAGAGUCCAAAUGGGAGAGAGAUAGUCUGGGGCUGGGGUCUGCCUCCUCCGGGUGUGGUGGGAGCAAGAGGGAACUGUGAAAAUGGUCAACAUUUUCACAUUGGCAUCUUAAGAAGAUCACUCUGGCUGCCAUGUAGGAAGUAGCACAGUGAAGCCAGUGUGGUAACUGGGAAGAGAGGAGAAGACUUGCUCCAGACAGGCAAGUGAACCAGUUAGGAGGUUGAAUGCACAGCUGGGCAUAGGGGGCACUCUGACUGAGCUUGUUGAUUUUGGUGUGAGCUGCUGAGUGGAUGAGAAGCACCAGGGUGAUGGUACUUUUGGACAUUUUAAGAUGCCAACAAAUGACACUCCACUUUGGAAGACAGUUUGGCGGUUUUUUAUUAUGCUAAAUGUACACUUAGCAUAAGAUGAGGCCAUUCCACUCCUACAUGCUGCUCAAGAGAAAGGAAAACUCAUUUUUACAUGCAAACCUGGAAGUGAUAUUUACAACAGCUUUAUGUGUAAUUGCUCAAAACAGAAAGAGACCCAAAUGUCCCUCACCUAUAAGCGGGCAACCAGAUUGGGACCUGUCCCCAUGAUGAAAUGCUCCUGAGGAAUGAGGAGGAAUGGGUGUCGAUUCUUGGGCCAAUAUGAUUGAUCCCAAAGGCAUGCCACUGAGUGAAAGAAGUCAGACUGAGAAGGAUCUCUUUUACAUAUAUAGUAUUCUGGAAAAGCCAAAACCAUGGAGAUGGAGAGCACAUCAGUGGUCAUCAGGGCCCAGGGCAGAGGAAGGGGUGACUACAAAGGAUGGAAGGGGAUUUUUGAGGGGUGAUAAAAUGCUUAUGUGUUGAUCAUAAUGAUGGUCACACAGAUAGGUGCACUUUGUCAUGACUCCUGGGACUCUGGAUGAAUAUAGGUCAAUUAUACCUUUUUUUAAGGGGAAGAAAAAGCCAAUGAAACAUAUAUAGAGAGGUCCAUGUGUCUGGAUUUUGGAAGAGAGAUCAUGUCUGAAGUUUGAGGCUGGGAAGACAUGGGUGUGGAUGGAACUGAAUGAUCGUGAGAAGUUAAUUAUAGAUGACGUGACAAGACAUGAGAGAGACUGAGGUGUUCAGAAUGACUGGGGCUCCUGCUGGACAGACAAGGCACUGGGUGACACAAUCUUGUGACACCUCAAAUUCAGGAGAGGUGGUGCUUCCAGGGCUUACCCCCCGCCCCCAUCCCAGGUGACAGUUCAGGGGCAAAAUGGGUUCCAGCAACCUCAGUCAGGACUGAGACCCUCCAGGGGGUCUGAGCUUCUAGGAAGAGAGGCUGAGGAGCAGGGGCUCCAUUACAGCCCCCUCCAGGUCUCUGAGACACUUUGAAAAUUACCAAAAGACAAGGGCAGCUUAUAGUUUAUUGUUUGGUUUCCUUUUGCAAAUAGAAGGGGGCAUGAUUAAUAAUAAUUAAUCAUGUAGGGAACAUGGGAAUAAAAUGAGACUGUCUGGGAAUACCAGCCGGAUCCCAUGCAGUGGAAGCCCAGGCUGGGGUGAGGCUUCCUCAGCCUCUCCCCUCCUUCUGCCACACCUAUCCCUGCCAGGUGCAUUGAGCACCCCUUCCUGCCCCCCAGGGACUUGAAUAUUAGUAUGAAGGGAGAGAAACUUCAUAUCACCUCACCUUGCAGCUCUGCUCCACUCUUUGUGGUCCAUCUGUAGAAUGGGGUUGUUGGUAUCAAAGAGCUCAGAAGCCAACAUGGCCUUGCAGUUUCACAGGGAAGACCUGUGAAGACAUGAAGUCUGUCGUCACGCCCAGGGCAGCCACCCAGGUGAGGUACUCACACAUGUACCUCAACAUACAGUAUCUCUCACACUCCUCUAAACACAGUGUCCCUCACACGCAUCUCCAAAUACCAUGCCACACACAUGUCAGUGAACACAGUUCACCACAUACACUGGUGAUACAGCUGUCACACACACAUAUGCACACACAGUGAAUAGUGAUACCAGUAAACAUGAGUCACCAACAAACACAUCACUAAACACAAUUCCUCACAAACACAAUAUUAAACAAAGUGUUAAAUAAAAGGCAGAAAAAAGACACACACACAUAUACACACACAUACAUAUGAUAGACAGGCAGAAUAGAUAUUCAGAUUGAAACAAAAAACCUGA